ACGGGUAUAGCUUUGAUUGACAGAAAAAUAAACCAAUAGCCACCCUGAACCAGCCGGCUCCGUAUCCGCAUUUACGGGAACGUAGUCGGAGGAAGUGAAGUCUGUGAAACAUAACAUGAGUUUUCAUUACGGCCAGGGCUAUCCAGGAGGACACAACCCUCAACAAGGAGCUCCUUACGGUGGGGGAAGAGGUCCAUACGGGGCUCAUCCCACUGCUCCCCCCACUGCUCCCUAUGGAGGCGCACCAGGUCCAACAGGUUAUGGCAGUUAUGGAGUUCCAGGUUAUGGCGGGCAAUAUGGACCUGGACCCGGCGGCGCCCCUCAGGGGCCUUAUGGGGGUUAUGGCGGUCAACCAUACGGAGGAGCUAAUGGGUACAACGCCCCUCCAGGUAAUGUCCCCCCUGGUGUGAACCCUGAGGCCUACCAGUGGUUCCAGAGUGUUGACGCGGACCGCAGCGGCUUCAUUAACAUGAAGGAGCUAAAACAGGCCCUUGUCAACUCCAACUGGUCCGCUUUUAAUGACGAGACUUGCCUCAUGAUGAUAACCUGGCAUGUAUGGUACUUCCUUUUAGACAUGUUUGACAAGACGCGGUCGGGUCGGAUAGACGUGCUUGGCUUCUCGGCGCUGUGGGACUUCAUGCAGCGGUGGAGAGCCUUGUUCCAGCAGUACGACAGGGACCGCUCGGGAUCCAUCAGCGGCUCCGAGCUGCACCAAGCCUUGGCCCAGAUGGGCUACAACCUCAGCCCGCAGUUCUCGGAGACGCUGGUGCAGCGCUUCAGCGCGAGGGGCGGGCGGCCCGGCAUCCAGCUGGACCGCUUCAUCCAGGUGUGCACCCAGCUGCAGAGCAUCACGCAGGUGUUCCGGGAGAGGGACGGCGCCAUGGCCGGCAGCAUCCGCCUCAGCUACGAGGACUUCCUCUCCAGCGCGGUCACGCGGCUCAUGUGAGCACGCCACCGUUCCGUCUGCAGGCCGCCGUACCCCCCAGCCGCCGCCACAGGUGCCCACACACACCCAGGUGCAGAUGGCAGCCAGUACACACCAUUCCUGAGUUAGCUGCUGUGAGCAGUCAGUCUGACUGAGGUCCAGCGGCUACUUUACAGCCAGCUGAAGCUUUCACUUUCCCACACUCCGAAAGAGUGUCUGUGGCUUUGUAUCAGCCACCAUCGCUCUCAUUCUCAACAGUCACUCUCUGACCAAAGAUGCCUCGUUAGCUAUGUUAUAAAAGGUUCUUCCUUGCUUAGCGCUGUUAUUGACAUUACGAGUAGCUGAACUCAGAUCCAAGUGAACAACGGACUGAUUGAUCAUUUGGUUGGAGACUCCACUUGGUACAAAUCUGUCACAGCUGAGCCAGUCCUUCUAAUAAAGGUGAUAAAAGCUGCUCCUCUAUGACAGUUCUGGGUUGAAAUUCACGUUUGAUUUAUGAAAUCAUAUGCAGAAGUAGCAUACUCUUUUUCCAUUAAUGAUAUUCAAACUUUUAAAUGAAUACACAGGAGAGGAAUUUGGAGCUUCCAUAAGAUAUUUAUUUGCUAUGGUUGGACAGGGAUAAGAGGUGGAGGGUCACAUUUUGAAGUGCCAGAUUUCUAAAGUAGUUUUUGCCUAAUUGCGCCCUUUUAAAUUCACAUAGCAAUAACGGACACAAAAGAGAGAUGAGAGAGAUAAAAGUGUGCCUCAUUAAGUUUUCUCCUUUUAUCCAUUGCUCCGGGAUCUUCAGUAUCUGUGUGGCCAGUACAUGAAAGGCCCAUCGUUAGUGGGUAAUAUGCUCCUCUGAGAUAUUUGUAUUCUGAUGUCACUUAAAAUGCCAAAUAGUUUGUCAUGCAAAAAGCCAAUAAAUUGUUUGUAUUCAUA
Molecule: messenger RNA, 1846 nt
Organism: Menidia menidia (Atlantic silverside)
Lineage: Eukaryota; Metazoa; Chordata; Actinopteri; Atheriniformes; Atherinopsidae
Source: the annotation of a GenBank genome assembly